CUUCUAUUCCUCCCUGUACGGUUUUGUCGAUGGUGAAUGUCUUUUGUCUGAAAUUCAAUUCCAAGAAACAUUUAUCCUAAUGUCGUUGAACGAGAUCUGGGAGGCAGCCUCCGCACACCCUUUCUCUCCCGUGGUCCCCAAAGACAAUCAGUUCUCUGUCGGCUUCAGUUUACUGCUUAUUGCAUUCUUCCUGUCUGGACUUUUCGGAUUGAAUCGAUCUUUCCUGAGUAUCGCAUCCCUCGGCGUGCCAGCCUCAUUGGCACUCGGUUUCGGAGCUGUGUACAUGAUCUUUGGAACAAUGGCGGACGGGGAACCCAUCUUCUCUGCUGUUUCCAGCAACGCUCACCAUCUAUACAUUUUGCUGCAAUGCAUCGGAUUCGCACCACAGGCCACGGUGCAGAUAACACCAGAUGGACUCCGAGUUUCAGUGGAGGAAGGCCGGGUUGUACAAGGUCUCGCAUUUCUCGACAAGGCGUUAUUCACGAGCUACACGUUCAAUCAUCUGACGGAAACAAAUAAUGGAAAUGGAGGAUCCGGAGAUAACGACGAUUCGUCUGAAUCCACGUACUAUCCACACUUCGUCAUUUCGCUCUCAGCCCUCCUAGAAACAUUGAAAAUCUUCGGUACCAACGACUCGUCCGGCACCAAUAAAGCAGCCGCACUGAAUCCCGCUGCAUCUAGCGCCUUUACAACUCCUACGCUGCUCCUGGAUCGCUCAUGCACCCUACAAUACUUCCAAUACGGCUCUCCACUCAGCAUCACCCUCACUGAGGUAGGCGUGAAGACCAUCUGCGAAUUGACAACGUACGAACCCGACGGCGGCGAACUCGACAUUCCCCUACAGCGCGACGCAAUCAUCAUGAAAAUCAUCAUGCGCUCUGCAUGGUUACACAACGCCAUUACCGAGCUCGACGCCACCGACCCAACAAUUUUGAAGGUCUCCGCCUCCGCAACAAAAGCCCCAUUUUUCUCCCUCUCAGCCUCUGGCGGCCCAUUCAGCGAAUCAGUCGUGGAAUUCUCCAUCGACCAACAGCAAAAAAACCAAACCGGUGCGCAACAACAAUCGCAAGCAUACCACAAAGUCCUAGCCGAUGAUGGCACAUCUCGGUCACGCGCAAGAAGAGCCAAACUCGCCCCUACAGUCACGGAGACCUUCCUCAUCAGUCCGCCAUCUUCCAUAGGCUCUCGCAUCGUGCAGGACUAUCGGUUCCCGCUUAUUCGGAAGGCGGCUCAAGCCAUGGCGGUUGCGAAUAAAGUGAGUAUUCGUGGGGAUAGACAGGGUGUUCUGAGUCUUCAGUUCAUGAUCGAGUUGGAUGAGAGGAAUAAGCCAUCUAGAGAGAAUACGAGUACCAGUAGUGGUAAUGUGACGUUUGUGGAUUUUCGAUUUGUGCCGUUGCUUGAUGAGAAUAAUGAGGCAGAGGUCGAGCCUACAGACGGGGAAGAGGAAUUUGAUGAAUAAGGAUCUGUUUUAGUAUCAUAGCAAUAGUAUUGUAUUUUCCUGUUUCCACCAACGCCAGAGUAUGCUUAGAUCAACUUU
Messenger RNA from Aspergillus ruber CBS 135680, 1537 nucleotides. Its product is annotated as putative DNA repair protein Rad1. The transcript has 5 exons. Gene Ontology annotation, biological process: DNA repair; DNA damage checkpoint signaling; protein N-linked glycosylation. NCBI's taxonomy places the organism in Eukaryota, Fungi, Ascomycota, Eurotiomycetes, Eurotiales, Aspergillaceae. Gene Ontology annotation, cellular component: checkpoint clamp complex. Bases 80 to 1459 code for a protein of 459 amino acids. The record is from RefSeq and is a predicted model, not a curated record.